AUUUUUAAUUUAUUAUAAAAAGCAAAUAGAAUUGAUGAAAGCUAAGGGCAUUGUCGCUAAGAUAAGCACAGCUGUUAAGACGGAGAUUAGAGAAAAGUGGAUGAAUCUUGAUGAAGAUUCUAAAUUAGAGUACAAGAAGGAAGCACGUGAGAAUUUUGAAAAGUAUGCUAAUUUGUCACAUAAUAUUCCUCGCAAAUCACGUAAAGUUUCAUUAUAUUCUCGGUGUGCCCCUAAUCGUGUUCAUUUGAUGGCUUUAAAUUUAAAUGAAAGACAAAGAUUUGUUAUUCGAGAAAUGGGAUUUGGUAGUAUGUUGGAUUUAAGGUCUAUACAGUUGGAUAGAGAUUUUUGCAAAUGGUUAGUUGAUCAUUUUGACCACAAUUCUUGUGUAUUGGAUAUUUGUGGAAGGAGGUUACCAAUAUCCACUGAAGAUGUAGAAUUUAUUAUAGGAAUAAAAUCAAGUGGGGUAGAUGUGUCUAUUGUUGCAAGCGCUGAAGAGAUAAAUCAUAUAUGCCUACAACAUGGAUUAAAUGUGGUAGGGGAUAUACCAAUUAACCUCUUAGAGGGUAAGCUGAAGGAGAUGAAAACAUCAGGAAAAGAAUUUGUUGGUUGUUUUUUGCUGUUUCUAUUGGGUACUUUAUUAUGUCCCACUCCAAAACCUUAUAUCAAAUGGUCCUUUAUCUCAAUUCUGCUUAAUAUUGAUGAGUUCAAAAACUUGAAUUGGGCAAAGUUGGUGUUGGAUUUUUUUAUUCAAGGUGUGCGCAAAUAUAAAGAAAAGAAUCGUGUUGGCGUUAAUGGUUGCUUGCUAUUUUUAAUGUUGUUUUAUUUUGAGCAUGUCAAUGUUGAAACGAAUCUUGAACAUGUGUCCAAACGACUUCAACCACGUGUUUGUUAUUGGGGGAAAAAAGAAGUUAACCAAACGAUGCUUCAAUUACAGUCAAUUGGAAGUUUUGACAAUCCUAAGUUGGUUGUAACACAAAUGGAUGGUGCACACGCGACAGAAAGUAUUCCACUAGAGAAACAAGAUAUUAAUGAAUCUCAUGCUAUGCCAUCUCAACAUGAAGACAAGCGAAAUAUGGAUUCUGUUGAAGCAAUUUGUAGAAUUGAGCAAUCAAUAACAAGUCUUAGAGAUGAAAUGCUAGUCAUGCAGAAAACCGUGACAAACAUUCCAAACAAUCUGGACACAUUUAAGAAUGACAUUCUUUUGGAGUUAAAGAAAACAGCAAGGGAACAUAGUGGACAUUCCAAUGACCUCAACUUAAAUGAUAUUGUAGAUGUUAAAAAAGAAAUGAAGUCUGCAUCUCCAUAUAUAAUCCAAGACACAAUGGAUCAAGAUGAUACAGUAUGUGCUAAAAAUGAAUCUAAGAUAGAGUCUACAUCUCCAGUUCAAGACAAAAUGGAUCAAGAUGAUACAGGGCACAUUAAAAAAGUAUCUAAGAUGGUGUCAAUGAAGGAAGACUACAAUGUUCACAUUGCUGGGCUAAAUCAAUCUAAUCAAAAACCUGGCAGUAAAACACCCUUAUCUCAUAAUGUGGAUGUGGAUAUGCUGCAAUUAACUUUCCCUCAUAAUGUUCAACUUAAAGCAUCACGGGUUACACCUUUUAGCAGGAACAACUUCUCACCUCCAAAGCUUUCUCCUCAUCAUAUAUAA
This is a messenger RNA of Quercus robur (English oak), 1648 nucleotides long. RefSeq lists its product as uncharacterized. NCBI's taxonomy places the organism in Eukaryota, Viridiplantae, Streptophyta, Magnoliopsida, Fagales, Fagaceae. The coding region runs from base 35 to 1648 and encodes 537 amino acids. The transcript has 8 exons. The record is from RefSeq and is a predicted model, not a curated record.